GUUCUGAUUGGUCGAUCCGUGGAAUCUUCUAGAAGCUUCAUUGACCCUGUUUAAAAGCCGGCCAUCUUGGCGUUCCUCCUGAUUCCAUUUCCGUUCCUGAAGCCGUUAACACGUCAAGAAACCGUUAAAUUUUCAAGAAAACUCAAGAAAAAAAACCAAAAUGGCUAAAGCACCCGCUGUUGGUAUCGAUCUGGGAACCACCUACUCGUGUGUGGGGGUUUUCCAGCACGGAAAAGUGGAAAUCAUCGCCAACGACCAAGGCAACAGGACCACACCUUCCUAUGUCGCCUUCACCGACACGGAGCGUCUCAUCGGAGACGCGGCCAAGAACCAGGUCGCCAUGAACCCCAAUAACACAAUUUUUGAUGCCAAACGUCUUAUUGGGCGUCGAUUCGACGAUCCCGCCAUUCAAGCCGACAUGAAACAUUGGCCUUUUGAUGUCCUCAACGACGGCGGCAAACCCAAAAUCAAAGUCGAAUACAAAGGCGAAUCUAAGACUUUCUAUCCUGAAGAGAUCAGUUCCAUGGUACUUACAAAAAUGAAGGAAACUGCCGAAGCCUAUUUAGGCAAAUCGGUCACAAAUGCCGUUAUCACCGUACCAGCCUAUUUCAACGAUUCGCAAAGGCAGGCAACUAAAGAUGCCGGUACUAUUUCCGGCUUGCAAGUUUUGCGUAUUAUUAACGAACCUACGGCUGCUGCCAUUGCCUACGGUUUGGAUAAGAAGGGAACUGGGGAACGUAAUGUCUUGAUUUUUGAUCUGGGUGGUGGUACUUUUGAUGUGAGCAUUUUGACCAUUGAGGAUGGCAUUUUCGAGGUCAAGUCCACCGCUGGUGAUACGCAUUUGGGUGGCGAAGAUUUCGAUAAUCGAAUGGUUAAUCAUUUCGUGCAAGAGUUUAAGAGGAAGUAUAAGAAGGAUUUGACUUCGAAUAAGCGGGCUUUGCGUCGGUUGAGAACUUCGUGCGAAAGGGCGAAACGUACGCUUUCGUCCUCGACUCAAGCUAGUAUCGAAAUCGAUUCACUGUUUGAAGGGAUUGAUUUUUACACUUCCAUCACUCGGGCUCGUUUCGAAGAACUCAAUGCUGAUCUUUUCCGCUCGACUAUGGAACCGGUGGAGAAGUCAAUCCGUGAUGCUAAGAUGGACAAGAGUCAGAUCCAUGAUAUAGUGUUGGUUGGAGGAUCCACACGUAUCCCCAAAGUACAAAAACUCCUCCAGGACUUCUUCAAUGGGAAAGAAUUGAACAAGUCGAUUAACCCUGAUGAGGCUGUUGCCUAUGGAGCUGCCGUCCAAGCCGCCAUUUUGCACGGUGAUAAGUCGGAAGAGGUUCAAGAUUUGCUACUUUUGGACGUUACUCCACUUUCAUUGGGUAUUGAAACAGCAGGCGGUGUGAUGACUGCUUUGAUCAAGCGUAACACUACUAUUCCAACCAAACAAACGCAAACUUUCACCACCUACUCUGAUAACCAACCCGGUGUAUUGAUCCAAGUGUACGAAGGCGAACGAGCGAUGACUAAAGACAAUAACCUUUUGGGUAAAUUCGAAUUGACUGGAAUCCCACCGGCACCAAGAGGUGUUCCCCAAAUCGAAGUCACCUUUGAUAUUGACGCCAACGGGAUUUUGAACGUCACAGCCAUCGAGAAGAGCACCAACAAGGAGAACAAAAUCACCAUCACCAAUGAUAAGGGACGUUUGAGCAAGGAAGAUAUCGAACGGAUGGUCAACGAAGCCGAGAAGUACCGUAACGAAGAUGAGAAGCAGAAGAGUACCAUUGCGGCGAAGAACGGUCUCGAGUCGUACUGCUUCAAUAUCAAGAGUACCAUGGAAGAUGAGAAGGUCAAGGAUAAGGUCAGUGAUUCUGAAAGGCAGAGCGUGCUAGAUAAAUGCAACGAGGUUAUUGCCUGGUUGGACGCUAACCAAUUGGCCGAGAAGGAGGAAUACGAACAUAAGCAGAAGGAGUUGGAGAAUUUGUGUAAUCCCAUCAUUGCCAAGAUGUAUCAAGGCGCAGGAGGUGCUCCAGGAGGUAUGCCCGGUUUUCCAGGGGCUGGAGGGGCCGCUCCAGGUGCUGCACCUGGAGCUGGAGGUGCUGGACCUACCAUCGAGGAGGUCGAUUAAGUCGUUGCUUCAUUCCAGUUUUUUACAGUAUUACAUGGUUUUGUUUGUUAACACCAAAGAAAUUCAGUUUUUGUCCAGUUUUUUUCAAUAAAUUCGUUUGGAAUCCA
Tribolium castaneum (red flour beetle) is the source of this 2217-nucleotide messenger RNA. Its product is annotated as heat shock 70 kDa protein cognate 4. NCBI's taxonomy places the organism in Eukaryota, Metazoa, Arthropoda, Insecta, Coleoptera, Tenebrionidae. The transcript is spliced from 3 exons. The record is from RefSeq and is a predicted model, not a curated record. Gene Ontology annotation, molecular function: ATP binding; ATP-dependent protein folding chaperone. Gene Ontology annotation, cellular component: cytosol; cytoplasm; plasma membrane. Bases 161 to 2110 code for a protein of 649 amino acids.